AUGUCAUCGAUAAAACCUGAAGAAAUAUAUACGAAUGAUUUACCAGAUGAUAUUUUCAGUUACAAUCAAGAUCGAUUUUAUGAUUUUAUUAAACAUUCAUAUGGUAAUGAUAUUGCUGAAUUACUUAUUUUCCAAGCGAUUAGAAAUGGAUCACAUCUUUUAAUCACAACAUCUGAUGAUAUUUUAUCAGUUUUACAACAAGAAUCUGAUGAUCUAAACAAAUUGAAAAACUUGUGUUGUUUUCAAGUCGGUAAUAACAAAUAUGAAAUAAAAUUAGGAAUCAAACUUGCACUUAAUAAUCUAAUUCAGUUAUUGAAGAUCAAACAAGAACAACAAAAGACGAAAAAACGAUCGUCAACUCAACGUUCAUUAUCCAAUUCUAAUACAUUAACAUCUAUUACUCAAACACAAACACAAAAUGAAACAAAUACAUCAUCGUCUACAUCAUUAACUCCUUCAAUUAGUGAUGCAAGUUCGACACGGGCAAGAUUCACACCAGUACAAAAAAAAAUCAAUGAAAUGGAUCAUAUACUUGAUAUUGAAGAACGAAUUAAUACAUGGUGGAGUACAACUAAUGAUGAUCAUUUGUACUUGGAUGAAGGUACACAUUAUUUUUUAGCAAUCAACAAAUCAAUCAAUGAUAGAUACACGUGCGUUUUAACAUGUCAAUGUAGUAUUCGAUUUAAAUUACCAUUUAUGCCGGGAGGUUUUUUCAAAUUAUCAUCGUUUUAUCGACAUAUCAAGGAAAAACAAUGUAUAAAAUUAUCCAAUAAAAUACAUACAACAGAAAAUAAUUCAACCAAUAAAGAAAAUCCAUCAAAUCCAUCAAAUAAUUCUUCAAAAUUAUUGAAUGCAAAGUCGAAGAAAAACAAAACAUUAUCACAUACGACUUCAAAACGAGUUCGAUCAACAUCUAGAGAAGCACCUUCGAACAUCAGUAACAUAGUCAAAAAAAAGAAUCAACUAUCUUCAUCGAAUAAUAGAGACACAUCUCCAGACUAA
This is a messenger RNA of Rotaria sordida, 1002 nucleotides long. The record is from the annotation of a GenBank genome assembly. Lineage: Eukaryota; Metazoa; Rotifera; Eurotatoria; Philodinida; Philodinidae.